GAGUAGCCCUGGUCAGCAAUCCUCUGGCUAAGUUUCGUUUCUCAGGAAACGACCCUAUGUAUAAAGGGUCUAUACAAGGCUCAGUCUCAGCUCCAGACUCUCAUUCUUGGAUACGAGGAACCAUGGGACUUUUGACAUACAUUGCCGUGGCUGCAGGAGCAGGAGGAGCAGUAGUCAGUGCUCCUUUUGUGCUGGGGGCUGCAGGGUUCACUUCAGUUGGGAUAGCAGCUGGAUCCUACGCUGCAGGCAUGAUGUCGACUGCAGCUAUAGCCAAUGGAGGAGGAGUGGCAGCAGGGAGUGCGGUGGCUCUUCUGCAGUCAGCAGGUAUGGCAGGUAUGUCAGGUGCUGCCACUGCAGCUGUGGCGAGUGCUGGAGGGACUGUGGGUGGACUGGUGGCUGCUCUCGUCUGAGACUCACAUGACCAAGAUCAUGAAGGAAUAACACACGUGGA
Cololabis saira (Pacific saury) is the source of this 451-nucleotide messenger RNA. Its product is annotated as interferon alpha-inducible protein 27-like protein 2A. The transcript is spliced from 4 exons. Gene Ontology annotation, cellular component: mitochondrion; membrane. Gene Ontology annotation, biological process: apoptotic signaling pathway. The record is from RefSeq and is a predicted model, not a curated record. Lineage: Eukaryota; Metazoa; Chordata; Actinopteri; Beloniformes; Belonidae. Bases 57 to 410 code for a protein of 117 amino acids.